AGUGACAUGGUGGUUUGCAGAGUAUAUAAACAGGCGGUUUUUCGGAGUCUCGGUAGUUCAUUAACAGGCAAGGAAUGAUGAAAUACUUUGGUAUCUUCGUAGCGGCGAUCGCGGUGCAUCAUGCAUCUGCUGAUGGAGGCUUUGGCUCUGGAGGACACGGGCAACACCUGUCAGGGGCGGCUACGGAGGGUAUGGCGGAGGCGUAGCCACAGGCUUCAGCGUGUUCAACCUCGGAGCUCCUCUGGGAGGCUACGGUGCCGGUGGCUCCUCCUUAAGGCACGGUGGCCUCGCUGGCGGCUCCUCCUUAGGGCACGGUGGCCUCGCCGGCGGCUCCUUAGGGCACGGUGGCCUCGGCGGCGGCUCCUUAGGGCACGGUGGCCUCGCUGGCGGCUCCUUAGGGCACGGUGGCCUCGCCGGCGGCUCCUUAGGGCACGGUGGCCUAGCCGGCGGCUCCUUAGGGCACGGUGGCCUCGCUGGCGGCUCCUCCUUGGGGCACGGUGGCUUCGACGGCGCUCACUCCCUGGGAGUUGGCGGCCUUGAUGUCGGCCAUUCAGCGGCCACGGGGCGUCUUGGCCAGUGGUGUUCACGCCGGGGGCCUCGGGGGGCCAGUCGGCGCUCCCCACGGGGACUCUUACGGGGUUCUCACCGGAAGUGUAGCUGGAAGAUCAAAAGUAUCAGGAACCUUGAGGUUAUUUCCGGCGGAGUGACCUGGUGGUUUGCAGAGGGCGGCUACGGAGGGUAUGGCGGAGGCGUAGCCACAGGCUUCAGCGUGUUCAACCUCGGAGCUCCUCUGGGAGGCUACGGUGCCGGUGGCUCCUCCUUAAGGCACGGUGGCCUCGCCGGCGGCUCCUUAGGGCACGGUGGCCUCGCCGGCGGCUCCUUAGGGCACGGUGGCCUCGCCGGCGGCUCCUUAGGGCACGGUGGCCUCGCCGGCGGCUCCUCCUUGGGGCACGGUGGCUUCGACGGCGCUCACUCCCUGGGAGUUGGCGGCCUUGAUGUCGGCCAUUCAGCGGGCCACGGGGGCGUCUUGGCCAGUGGUGUUCACGCCGGCGGCCUCGGGGGGCCAGUCGGCGCUCCCCACGGGGACUCUUACGGGGUUCUCUCUCACCCCAAUUGUCGUUUUUCUCAUGGUCAAAAAGGGUCUAAUAAUCUCUCUUCGGACGUUAAAAGAUGUUUCCUUCGAGCAGAGCAGAUUGAGUCGACUUCAACAGAAAAGUCUAAAACAAUGAAAUACACUCUUUCACUUGUGUUGGUGGCUGCCAUGGUGGCUUACGUCCAGGGAAGUCGCAUUAGCUAUGGUGGUUAUGGAGGAGGUUAUGGUGGCUACGGAGGAGGCUAUAGUAGCUACAGAGGAGGCUAUAGUGGCUACGGAGGAGGCUAUGGUGGCUACGGAGGAGGCUAUGGUGGCUACAGAGGAAGCUAUGGAGGCUACGGUGGUGGCUAUGGAUAUGGCAAGAAAAAAAGCCCCCCUGUAGAUCUAGUGCAAAAAUAUCGGGAGGACAAUACUUCAGUGUACAGGGACAAAUCCCCCUCCCGAAGGGGCGUCACAAUGUUACUUUUGAAAUUAUGCCUCUGUCAUGGUAAAGGUUUUCCCGAUAUAUGGGAAGAUCCACCGUGUUCACGCCAAUCCAGCCACCCACCAAGGUUUUGCCCCUUUUGGGCCAUUGAGGUACUUUUUGAUUUCGUUCAGGGUCUGGUGUACCGAAAGGGGUACAAAGCUUUUUGGAAUGUUGGGGAAUAUUGCAGAAUAACUGAGUUCGAUUUUUUCCAUAGGCGUCUUGUUGGAUAG
Molecule: messenger RNA, 1789 nt
Organism: Penaeus monodon (black tiger shrimp)
Lineage: Eukaryota; Metazoa; Arthropoda; Malacostraca; Decapoda; Penaeidae
Product: glycine-rich cell wall structural protein 1.8-like
Source: RefSeq, a predicted model, not a curated record